Messenger RNA from Crotalus tigris (Tiger rattlesnake), 6817 nucleotides. RefSeq names its product ephrin type-A receptor 5-like. The transcript has 20 exons. Gene Ontology annotation, molecular function: protein binding; ATP binding; transmembrane-ephrin receptor activity. The record is from RefSeq and is a predicted model, not a curated record. Bases 464 to 3667 code for a protein of 1067 amino acids. Lineage: Eukaryota; Metazoa; Chordata; Lepidosauria; Squamata; Viperidae. Gene Ontology annotation, biological process: protein phosphorylation; cell surface receptor protein tyrosine kinase signaling pathway; axon guidance. Gene Ontology annotation, cellular component: membrane; neuron projection.
UUCGUUUUUUCUGAAUUGUAAAGCUCUAUUGGAGUCCUAAAUUGCGUCCUGCUCUUUAAGUUCCCCCUAGAGACACGAAACCUUCUGAUGGCUCAUAAGUUUUAGUACUAGAAUAGAUACGGAAAACUAAAACAUAAACAUAUUUAUUCAUGUUUUAUUGAAGGAGGGGCAAAAAGAAAAUUGUAACUCUACGAGCCUCUCUUAUCUUUUAGCCAUGACAAUUUAUAACAGUAGGUGAUUCAAAUAUCUCUCAACUGUAAACUCGCAAGCUGAUCUUCUCUGUUGAGUCUAAUUAGAAGUUAUGCAUAGAUCUAUAAAAAUACUGAUUGAUUUCGCUGUCUUCAUCCGCCCUCAUCUUUUGUGACGUAUCGAAGUUCUGACCAACGAACUCUCCCGUGGUCCGCUGCGUUGUGGGAUACGUCGACGUUUUCAAAACGAGAGGAGCGGGACAAAUUUCGGGACUAUGAAUUCCCUGAAUCAUUUAAAGACCAUGUAUAGGCUAAGAUUCUUCAACGGAGUAAGUAAAAAAAGUGCUACUGAUAUACAAAGAGAAAAUGUAUUGGAAUGUGUUCAAGACUGUUUUGAACCCUGUACCAAGGAAUUUAUAGAAUGUUUCUCUCCAGUAUCAUGUGGCUCAAGCCCUAAUUUGAAUCAAGUUCCAUGCCAUAAGAAAGAAAAAGAACAGACCAAGUUGGAGCUUGCAAAGGACAACUGUGAGAACAAUGCCUUUAAUACCUUCGCUUUCUUACCAUCACCAAACAAAAUGGUAAAAUUUUCAGGCAACAAGAUCUCAGAAGAAAUUCAGGAAAACGAUAUUGAGGUGUUGUCCUUAGGAUCAUCAAUCCUUCCUGUAGAAGAUGGAGGAGAAGAAAAAGGAGAAAGAAAAGGAGAGAAAUCAUGUGCAAACCAAAAUUCAGCUACUGUAAAGCCUGAAGAAGAAUGUGAAUUUUUGAUAGAGGAAUCUUUUGAGUUGUCUUCUACAUCUUGGAUUUCAAUUUCUCGAAAGAAACAAAAACCACAGAAAAAGAGAACAUCUGCAUCAUUUGAAGGAAACAAGGAAGCUCAGCAUAAUGAAAGAAGAAAAAAUAAAAAGGAAUUGGAGAAAAAAAUUAUGCCAAUUCCAUUGAAGGAAAUCAAGACAACAUUAUGUAAUGUUGGUGAAAGAAGUUUUGAUGGAUUUCAAAAUGCUUCAAGAAUUAAACAAGUAUUGGCUGUGGAGAAUGAUAAAUCGCAAUUGGUUAGGUCUUUUGUUACCACCCAAGAAACAAGGAAGCAGCAGUCAUGCCAUAAUACACUGGUUAAAAAGCCACAGUUACCAUCCAAAAAACAAUUGGGGACUCAAAAGAAAAAGAAAAGAUCCCUUGUUGGACAAAUGGAGAUGAAGAACAGGCAAUUGGUUUCAAAGAAGAGCCUUGAAGGUGAUCUUGGAGAGCAUCAAUUAGAUAAAAAGAAGAAUCUUCAUCCUUUUAAGCUAAGAGCUGAGUUAAAGAGAGCAACACCUCAAAAAGUAAAAGAGACUUCUUUACCAAAGCCUCAGAGUUAUGUAGUACAUCAAGAGGAUUCUUGUGAGCAGCAUGUGGCAAAAAAACAUUCAAAUGUUUCAGUAACACAACAAAACAGUGAAGGAUUUUUAUCGCAUGGCCUGCUUUGUAGUAAUGAAAUGUUUGGAGGAGAAUGGAAUCCAUUUAAUAUGGAUGAUUCUGAUUCAGAUAAAUCUACAAAUUUGGAGGAGAAUAUACAUAGCUCAAUAUCAAAUUCAUUAAAGCAUAAACUAAUAUUGCCUACAUACACACCCAAUGUUCGUCGGUCCAAAAGAAUACGUAUUAAACCAUUGCAAUAUUGGCGAGGAGAACGUAUUGAUUAUAAGAUAAGUGCUUCAGGAGGCUUUAUAAUUGGUGGAAUAAUAUCACCUGAACAAAGAGAAUCUAGGAAACCUAAAACGAAAGUUGCUACGAAAUCUGUUUCAGAGAUGGAGAAUUUGCAUAAUAACUCAAUUAUCAAGGAACAUUUUUCUCAGCCAGCUGUUGUUUUUGAUGAAACAUCUAAUCAACAAAUUCUUCUAGAAUGCAUGAACAAUGGUAGUUCACCUGUGUAUUGCAUUAGUAAUGAAACAUUGUCCGUUUAUAAAUACUUGAAUACAUCUUCAUUUUCUUCUGGAAAAAUAAUAUUACAUCCAUUAAAAGAAAAGGGAUAUCAAUAUUCCUACACAGACACAUUGGUUUUUCACAUUAGUUGUGGUAAACUUCUUCUAACACUCUAUGAUCAAAGCUAUUGUUUGACUGCUGGAAACUACUUUUUUAUUCCACCAGGGAAUGUAUACAAUAUACGUAAUCUUUUGAAUAAAGAAUGCGUCAUCCUCUUCACACAGUUGAAAGGAAAAGUGAAUUUAUUGGACUCAAGAUCAGUUAUGGCAGAUCUUGGAUGGAUUGCAUAUCCAAAGAAUGGGUGGGAAGAAAUUGGUGAGGUGGAUGAAAAUUAUGCACCAAUCCACACAUAUCAAGUAUGUAGAGUGAUGGAACAGAGUCAGAAUAAUUGGCUUUUGACAAGCUGGAUCUCUAACAAAGGAGCCUCUCGGAUAUUCAUUGAACUAAAAUUUACCCUUAGAGACUGUAACAGCCUUCCAGGAGGUCUUGGAACUUGCAAAGAGACUUUUAAUAUGUACUAUUUUGAAUCUGAUUAUGAAGAUUGGAGGAAUGUAAAAGAAAAUCAGUACAUCAAGAUUGAUACCAUUGCAGCAGAUGAAAGUUUUACAGAAUUAGAUCUUGGAGAUAGAGUUAUGAAGCUAAAUACAGAGGUGAGAGAUGUUGGACCUCUGACCAAAAACGGAUUUUACCUUGCUUUCCAGGAUGUGGGGGCCUGCAUUGCACUGGUAUCUGUUCGGGUCUAUUAUAAAAAGUGCCCUCUGGUGAUUAGAAACCUUGCCAUCUUUCCUGACACCAUCACUGGAGCGAAUUCUUCACAGCUACUAGAAGUCUUAGGAUCAUGCGUGAACAAUUCAAUGACUGAUGAACCUCCAAGGAUGCAUUGCAGUGCUGAAGGGGAAUGGCUGGUGCCAAUUGGAAAAUGCAUGUGUAAGGCAGGAUAUGAGGAGAAGAACAACACCUGCCAGGCAUGCCAGUUGGGAUUCUUUAAGGAUUCAUCCCAAAGUCAAGGAUGCAACAAAUGCCCCACACACAGUUUCACACGUGAAGAAGCAUCAAAAUUCUGUAUUUGUGAAGACAACUAUUUCCGAAAGGAAUCUGAUCCACUUACCAUGGCUUGUACAAGACCCCCCUCUGCUCCUCGGAGUGCCACCUCAAAUGUUAACAAGACUAGUGUAUUUCUGGAAUGGAUUCCUCCUGCUGAUACUGGUGGAAGGAAAGAUGUGUCUUAUUAUAUUGCAUGCAAGAAGUGCAACUGGCACUCUGGGCUCUGUGAGGCAUGUGGCAAUCAUGUCAGGUACCUUCCACAACAAAGAAACCUGAAAAACACCUCUGUGAUGAUGGUAAACCUGCUGGCUCACACAAACUAUACCUUUGAAAUUGAGGCAGUGAAUGGUGUGUCCGGCCAGAAUCCAGCUACACGGCACUUUGUUUCACUCAAUGUAACCACAAACCAGGCAGGCCAAAAAACAACAGAAGAGGAACCAAUCAAUACCAAAGAGGAUUUUAUACCAUCCAAUAUAUAACCCACUGAGAUUUUGGAUGAUCAAAAAGUAACUUUAACUAAACCAUAUAUAACUCCAAAAGCAACAGGAAUUGAUGUACAAAUACAAUUUAUUGAGAACUAUGACGACUUUGAUAACCAACCAUUAAUCACAACAUUGGACACAACUGAGUGUGCUACUCAGUUGAAUCAAACAUCGAGAUUUGAAUUUUUAAAGCAACAAGGGAUUAAUCACAAAGGAGUCAGGUUCCUAAAACAAAGGAUGGGACGUUUUCCCUUGACCCAAAUGAUAUCACGAGGAAUAAAGGGAGACUUAUUUGUUAAUAUAGAGGCUCUGUUAUGGAAACCUGCUUGGCACAAAAAGAAAGCCAGAAUAAGACUUAAAAAUGAGACUUAAAAUUGUAUGUAAUGGGUUAAAAAGGCCUUUCAGAGACACGGAUUGACUUAAGGUUUAAGAUUCAGACUUAUAAGCAAGAGGAAAAUUGUUGGUUAAUAGAAUAUAUAUGUGAAAUAGAGUAAAUGUAUUUUUUGAAAUAAUAUGCUUAUUUUAUGUACGAUAACCACUUUGUAAUGGAAUGAGAAUAAGAAAAUGGAUUGUGAUAAUAGAAAACAUGGUAUUAGUAAAUGAGGAGUUAGCAGAAUAAGAAUAGAAUAUGUUUAAGAAAUAUAAGAAUGUAAUUGUUGGAACAAUAUGUUUAUUUUUAGAAACUAUAAUUACUAUGUUAUGAAAAGAGGGAAAUUAGGGAUACCCGAAAUAUAAACAAUAUACUCAUUUAUGGCUAAAUUGAAAUACAAAAUUUGAAUUUUGUAAAGCUUAAAUACAGGAUUGGGAUUUGUAUAGUUAAAAUGUUAUUGAUAAUUUUAUUUAUUGAUUGAAUUUCACUAGAAAUGUAUUAAUCUGAAUAUGGUAUAUUAUUUGAGAGAACUAGAGAGGGAAUUUUUAAUGAGUUAACCUGAGCUAUAUACAAAUGACUUUGUUUUUGAAUAAUUGAUUACCCCAUCAACACGCUGUUUCCUAAGCACCUUGAUGUAAGAACUGAAAAAACUCAAUAAAACUUGUAUUAAAAAAUGUCGUUAAAUGUAACCAAUUGUACUUCAGCUGCUUUCCAUGGAACAAGAACUUCUUCAAUAUUCCAGUAAUCUGGCUCCAAUAAAUUGAGAAAUUGUAAUGUAUUCCUAUCUUGAAUUUGGCUAUGAUUUGCUUUUAAGUGUUCACAAUCCAUUAGUCUUUUUUUCAAAUUAAUUACAAUGUUUUCUAAAAGUCUUUCCCAAGGAAGCCCGACAAAUCGAUGAUGUUCUACAAAUUUUACAUUUUUGAAGGUUUCUGAAGUAAUUAAUUCAUCAACCUUUUUUUCAUAUGGACCCUUUUCCUUUCCAAGCAUUUGAAAUGCUUUAAUAGCUUAUCACAAGUUUUUUAGCCUUUAUUAUGUCUAUAUUUCUUGCUUGCAGUGCAUUUGAAAGAAGAGAAAUUCGCUUAAAAUAUCAAUCAUCAAUGCCAAAUCAGUUAUAAAAUAUUUAUUUUCAAGACAAGCAGCCAUGCCUAAGUACUUUUCAUUUGAAUAAAAAUAAUAAUGUAGCACUGGAUAAGCGAGCCACACAGCUAGGGUUGACAUUAAACUACAGGCAGUCCAUCUUGGUCCCCAAACUGUAACAAUCUUUAUAAUUUUAAUUCCAAGUUGUUUGGAUAUUUUGGUAAGUUCAAUUUGGUUAUUAUUGGAUUGAUGAAAAAUAGUAUAUAUCUUAUCAAUAAAUAUUUUAAAAUGAUUUACUUGCUUUAUUUCCUUUAUCGAAACUAAAACAAGAUGGAGGCGAUGGUUUAAACAGUGCCAUAUUAUUAUGUUUGGAAAACCUUUUGCUAUCCUAGUGCUCACUCCAGAUUUUCUCCCAAGCAUAACGCUGGCACCAUUAGAGCAAAAUCCUAUGAGCUUUUGAUGAAAAAUGUUCUUUCAUUUUUUCCUUAGAGAAGCUUGUUGUACAUCUUUAUUUUUCCCUGAUGCCUCAAUCUGAAAACCUUUCCAUUCUUUUGACACAUGAACACUUUUCUCUUUUGUGAAGUCAUAUUUUGCACAAUACUCGCAACCUACACUUUGUUAGAAAUUACCAGUUCGUCAUAUUUUUCUUUAAAAUUGUUAUAUUGCUGCACUGUCCAGCAUUCAGGAAGACUAUUUUCAAUUGUACUCGUUUUUUAUUUCAAUAAUUGACGUGCUCCUUUCUUCAAGUUGGUGCAAUUGUGCUUGUGACUGUUUUGUACCAUCCAUGGCCAAUUCUGAUACAACUGAUUCCAAUUUUGGUUUCUUAUUGAAAAAAAUCUGUCAAACUCUGUUGCCUUUUCAUCCUUUUGAGGGCUACUGCAAAAUCAUUAAAAUGUUUUAUUUUAAUAUAUAAUAAUAAUACUAUCUAUUUAUGGACAUUACUCUUUAUUGAAGAUUACAAGAUAUGGUACAAAAACUUAUUGAAAAGUGUAUGCAUCAAUAACUAAGCAAGGACAUGUAAUAAAGAAUACAAAGUUUUAUAACAUAUUAUUACUACAAUCACCAGAGGAAAUUAUAGAAUAAAGAGGAGGCAAUAAUUAGAAUUUAAAGAAAAAGAAAAAAUGGUAAAAGAUAAGCCGAUAGCUGGGACAAAACAAAAAUAUCCCAAAAAUAAGCUGGUAUUGCUCAAGUAGAAAGAAUAUCAUGAUUCAAACAAUAUGUCUAAACUACAUCAGUAUCAGUAUUUAAAAUUAAGGUAUUUUAAGAAUAAAGGAAAAAUAUAUAAGGGAAUCCCACCACUGGUGCAUUUACAGGGGUUAAAAGUAACUUCCUAAAUGUUAGAGUUAAAUCAUCUUUAAGUAAAUCCUAUUUUUAUAGACUAGGCUGUAGAAUCGUGCCAGCAUCCAUUGUUCACAUUUUUUCUUUCUUUUUUAUAAUAUUUUAUUGGUUUUCCAGUUUUACAUUUGAAUAUUUGGAAAGCAACGUGGUGAUUGGUUAAUCAAUAGUUCAAUAACAAAAUCUUUAGUACAUAUCUCUGGUUAUAUCAUCAAAUGUUUCUUCCCUGUUUCCCUUAACAUGUGCUAUAUCAUAUUUAAGCUAAUAAAUUUCUAAUUGUAUCAAACUCAGUGAAAACUUCAUUAUCACAUUUAUCAAUACAUUUUUGCUUAUACAUAUCUUAAUAGAUCUUCAUAAACAAUCCA